This is a messenger RNA of Anopheles stephensi (Asian malaria mosquito), 3077 nucleotides long. It is a transcript of the gene Kpc2, whose product is annotated as ubiquitin-associated domain-containing protein 1. The transcript is spliced from 8 exons. The record is from RefSeq and is a predicted model, not a curated record. Gene Ontology annotation, molecular function: protein binding. NCBI's taxonomy places the organism in Eukaryota, Metazoa, Arthropoda, Insecta, Diptera, Culicidae. The coding region runs from base 446 to 2200 and encodes 584 amino acids.
UCGCAUCCUUUGCUGCUAUCGCGCAAGAACCAAAACAUAAACCAAAAUUGUCUGCCUGCAUGCCUGGAAGUUGUCAACGGCGAAAAGGGGGAGAAAAAGGAGCAAACACACAUUAGAUCAAUAGAAAUCGCGCACCAACGAGCUCCGUUAAAGCCAGCAGGCGUCGGUUAGGUUAAAAAAAUCCUUCUAGAUAACACCGAACCUACCUCACUCAGCCAACAUACCAACCAGCCGGGUCAGCUUCCAGGACAUGUGCAGACGACGACGGUGAAGGUUAAAUCAUCGUGCAGGCUAAUUAAGUAAUUGCGGCAGGAUGGCGCCUGACCUAAAUCUCUUCGCAGUACAAGCACCAGCAGCAGCACCAACAGCACCAACAGUAGUGCUUCUUCCUGUGGAUUGCUAUUAUUGAUUGUCGGCCGGAUAAGUUUGGCCGUCGAUUGGGAAAAUGAUACCAUGGAUGCGUGAAAAGUUUGCCGAACGACGUGCCCGUUGGCAACAGUCACGCAGCAACAAACAUCCACGCGGUCUCGCCGACGGAGCAACGUCUAACUGCAGUUCGCCGUCAUCAAGCACAGGUCCGGAACCGUCGUCGGGCACAUCGACACCCGGAACGAACGUAUCGCCCGUACAUCAGUCCUCCUCCGCCUCCUCAGCAUCCCGGCAGCACAAGCAUCGCCACGGGCAACGGACAGCGAAAGGGCAUCACCACCACCAAUCGCAGCAACCGUUACCGUCGACCAGCGGAUCAUGGCGCUCGAGAUCAUCCAAAAGAGAAACCCAAGAUGAUGGCCCGUCGACGUACUGCCCGACACAGACCGUUCUGCUGCGAAUUAUAAGCCCACGGGGAGGUAUGGUCGAUGUGGAGGUGCUUCGUACGCUAACGGGCCGGCAGCUGAAAAUGUACGCCCUGGAAAAGUUUGCCAGCAAUGCCUUCACGAUGCCACACUUUUCGUCGGAUUUGGACGAGCUGGCCGACCGGUACCGAAUGAUACGGUCGCACAACAGACGGAUCUUCCGCGAUGACGAUGUCCUGAGUGAUGUGAACGACGAAGAGGAAUUUCUACUCGUGGCCAAGCGCAUCGAUGCAACACCGGCCGAGGAAAGCCUUAAAGGACCUUCCCCAGCCGAAAUAUUGGCCGCCACGCGCCAUAUACCACUUUCCCGCAUAAAUCAGGCGUCUGUUAACUUUAACCUAGGCAUGCUGCAAUCCGACCUACAACAAGAUUUGCGCCGCAUCAUGAUAUCACUUUCCAAAGCGUCCGCUUACGUGCACGGGACGGGACCAUGCGCCGGCAAACUAAUCGCUCUGUUUCAGCAGCGACUCAUCAACCGCAAGCGUCAUCAAAUUAGCUCCGUCGAGACGCUGCUCGAGAUGGGAUUCUCCUUGGACAAAAUUAAUCAAGCCUUACAAAUUACAAAGAACGUGUUUCCGGCGGCACUGGACUGGUUAAUACAGAACGAUAGUACGUCGAUGUUUUUUAACUGUGAUAAGAACGCUACGUGUGCGUCCUCUUCCGCAACGACGAAUCAAAUUCAAGAUGCAACCACAAACCUUACCGGCUACGAAUCACCGAUGGACGGUGGCCUUUCGCCCAUCACCGGACGUGGACGGAAAAGGUCAACCGUCGAGUGGGAAAGUAGAUCGACGUCCACACCGUCGUCGUCUGCUGGGAACUCGAUCGAGGAGGAAGAGUGCGACGGUGAAGAACAGGCGGAUCCAUUUACGAUAAAGCGCGAAAACGUUGCUGCCUUGCUAGAAAUUGUGCGCCUGUACUCGGAGAAAACGGUCGUUCCUGAUCCGGAAUUGGUUUCCUCCAUAGCGGAGAUGGGAUUCAAGGAGGAUAAUGUGCGUGAAGCAUUGAUUGCGACGCACAACAAUCAGGCGGCAGCGUGUGAAUGGUUGCUAGGCAAUCGGGCAAAAAGUGUACAGGGCGUAAACGAUGGCCUGCCGGCCGAAUCACCGAUCCUGCGUGUCCUGAUGGGUUCACCACAAGUACAAAUUAGUCUAGGCAACCCGAAAAUGUUUAUCGCACUGAUCUCAAUGUUGGACAACUCUUCCACGAUGACCAUGUGGCUUAGCGACAACGACACGUCAGCCGUGUUGGGACACAUUCUGCGUACGUACCACGAGGAGAAACACAUUGUCGCUAUUAAUCAGUUUAACAACGCGCAGGGCGGCAGCACUAGCAGCCAUCCGUAGUACGCCACUGUAAAGUAUGUAAAGAAAACUGCGAUCGCUUCCGAUAGGGGAGACAGCAACAAAAAGAAAACGUUCAAUAUGCCGCUAGUCUUUCGUACAAAUAUCCCUGUACCACACGUGUUAAGUAUUGUCUGCUAGCCUCCCACUCCCCAUUGCAGGCAAUCGGGGGGUUCGAAAAGGAAAACCAAAACAAAAAAAAGAUGUAACCAAUUUGCUACACCCUUGAAUGACGGCUUGUGCUUCAUCACCGCCCUCCCCCGUGAAACAACGAUUAGUUGUAAGUUUGUCGAUACGUCGCAUUUCACAGCAAGUAGUUUACCGUUGUUGGCCUCAUGUUUCAUCAUUCGCGCUGGUGGUGGUGAUGAUGAACGAUAGAAACUUAAAGAACCUACAUAAGCAACACAAGAUACGAUACCAAUUGCUAGUAACGCUUUUCUCAAGUCAAGUUAGUAGAACGGUUGGUUGUAGAUUAGACGGCACGUGGCUUUACGCUAGCAGCAAACACUUACUCAUGCACAUUACUAACGUUCGCAUAAGAGGAGUAGUAGAAUUAAGAAGGAAACUCGAAGAAAAACGGUGAACAAAAACGAACGCCAAAGAUGCACCAUAUAUUAUAUACAUUCUACUGAACAAGGGCGAUAUUUUGAAGACGUCAACGAAGAUUUGUGAUUUAAAAAUGGUAUGAUGUUUGGGCGUGUGUGUGUGUGUAAGCCACGACAGCCACGAAACGAAACUAAUGGGCGUUAUUAUAAAUAGCAAGAGUACAAGAUGGAAGAUGCGAAACCAGAAAGCACACUAGUGUGAAGCGAACGCAACGCAGCAAAGAGGAUAACAUUAUAUGACACUUAGGAAAUAGUGCAACGAAUGUCAAUCAAAC